Molecule: messenger RNA, 4316 nt
Organism: Anarrhichthys ocellatus (wolf-eel)
Lineage: Eukaryota; Metazoa; Chordata; Actinopteri; Perciformes; Anarhichadidae
Gene: bdnf
Product: brain-derived neurotrophic factor
Exons: 2
Coding region: 2972-3781 (269 amino acids)
Biological process (GO): nerve development; modulation of chemical synaptic transmission; positive regulation of peptidyl-serine phosphorylation
Cellular component (GO): synaptic vesicle; dendrite; axon
Molecular function (GO): growth factor activity; nerve growth factor receptor binding
Source: RefSeq, a predicted model, not a curated record
AGAAAAACAAUCAAAUUGCUGUCCCUUAUUUGUUAGAAGAUGUAUAUUUUUGCAUACAGUGGCAGGAUAUGUCAUGUUAAAUCAAGCAGGAGACAUUCAUGUAGUUUCCUUACAGCCUCAUUUGAGUAGCAAAUGAAAAAUGCCUGCUUUCCGAGUUAUCAUAACAAAUAUUUCAGCAUUUCCAAGUAAUUUUGUGUGUUUUCAUUCAGCAGUAAACCAUGCAAAGGUUAUUGAUGCUGUGGUGAUAUUGGAUUGAGGGUGGGGGAGAGGAGGAGGAGGAGGAGGAGGAGGAAGGCAUAAGCCAAGAAAAGAGACAGACAGACAGAGACAGACAGAGACUUAAUAGGCGAUGGAGAGAUUUGCAGUCUGUGCCACAACAGAAAUAAUGUAUCAGCUGCGUCAGGAUGUGGAGGUUGGAGUGUAUAUGAAGCUUAGGAGACUAGUCCUCUGUUUCAGCCUGAUGAUUACAAUAAAGGUUAUUGUCAUCACAGGGGGUAUGACAUUAACUCAUCACUCCAGCGUGUGAUUAGAAAUGACAUUUCACAAAAUGUAAUUUUGUCCAUGUUACACGGUUCCUUUCUGGCACAAGGAGGCAUAAUUCUACUUGUUAAGUGAAGCUUUCGGCAGUGCGGACCUGUCAGCAUCGUGCUGCAUUUGGCAAGAGAAGCCUUGAAAGGUUAUACAAGUGUGUCGUGUUGUCAGCUCCUGUGGUUGUAUCUUCUUUCUGCUGCACAAACAGGCGAAAAGUUGUGAGUGGGGAAGAUGUGAGGAGAGACAUAACCAACUGUUCCUGCAAAUCACGUGUAUUUGGCCAUGAAUGGUGGAUUAAAACCUGUAGAAAUUAGCCACAUAAUGUGGUUUGAAUCAUUGUUCGUGGUCCUCUAUUGAGAAAUCCUAAACCUAAAGAAAUCUCACGCCUCAGUUCUGAUGAAAUAGUGGUUAAGCAGUUUUCAGAAUGUCCGCUGGUUGCCUUAUAAGAGGCCACCGCUGUCAUACUUUUGUUUGAUCCUCAGUCGAAUGAGUCAAAAACAUCCUAAACUCCUUUUUGCUUCCAGCUUUUAGACACAUUAUUGAUUUCAUUCAGAAAUUCAGUCCCCCCAUGCAAGCCAAAAGACUUCUCUUGAAACGUCACCUUCAGUUGUGUUGUAUUAGCAGAAAUGAAAGACCAUGUUGUUGUUUUUGCUCUUCUAAUGAGAUGCCAAGUGAUUUAUUUAUGAAUUACUUGUUUGGAACAGCCCCCUUGUGCAGUGUGCUUUUUUUUUUAUCCUCUUUGGAGUCAUGUCGCUCAGUGAUUGCUGAUGCAACUCUUUGUCAUCCAGAGUUUGCCCUCACCUCCUGUGAGCCUUCGGGGAGGGCUAUAUCUAUCUUGGCAUGUCCCGGGUGUGUUGGAGGUGGGAGUGACUCAUUAAGCAGGUGUGAGCAUCCACUCCCAUACUGCUACAUGCCAAACAAGAGCUCUCCAGCUCAUAAGCUCGUGCAGGGAAGAAUCAUGAUGGCAAUAUAGCAAACACAUCACAAUAAAUCUUUGCACUGGACCUGGGCCAAGUCACAGGGAUAAUGAGCUGCUAUUUCCCCAUUAUGCUCACUCUUGUAUUCAUCAGAGGUGGAGUUUCCAAAUGUUCAUCGCCCAUUGAAAGGUUGUGGCUCCACUGACAUUUUUAUUUGAAUUCUGCAUUAUAAAGGGGAAUGAAUUGUUCCCAGUUUGUUCCUGUCGAGGGGAAACAAGCGCGUCAAGAAGCAAAGCAGUUUCAUCUUCCGAGUGAGCUCUGUGUAGGCCUAUAUAUUAUAUUUAAACGUGUUUGCUGACAUUUGGUUAUAAUAACCUGUGAAAGCUGGUUAAUACACUGCAGAGCACUUGCAGGGGAGUCAUCCAUCUGUUGUGGAGAUGGCUCACUUUAAAAGCAAGAAGAAGCAGAAUUGUUUUCAGUAAGUUCACAUCUUUGUUAGCCUCCAGUGCCUGUUGCCAUCCAAAUGUUUUAACACCAUACAGCACUGAAAUUAUGAGACUUCUCUGAUUUUUUCAUGGCCUUAUUUAUUAUAUAAAUGACUCAGGUUACGACACACACGUAGAGGACAUUAUUUGAGUAGAGUGAGAGAAUCUUCUUGGGCUAUAUCAAGGAUGUUUGAUCAGGAUGCCUAAAAUGGAUUAGAUAGUGAGGACAAACCUUCACAAAUAUAUACUUUACACUCAAAUACCUUCUUUCCUACAGCGUAUUUUGAUACAAAGUGCAUAUCCUCCUCACAACCCGCAGACCAGUAAAAGAAACGCUGAUUUCUAAUUCUCUGAAUAUCUAAUUUUACACAAAGAGGCCAACUCUAAAUGGAAGUAUCACGACCUUGUGGAGACGCGCUGUUACGCAAAAACCUUCACAAAAUAUGCUACCUCUUUGGUCUCGGUGAGCGAAAUACGGAAGAGGAGAGUCUUCGCUCGGGCUUUACAUCUUGCCAGACAUUAGGGGUUGGAUGCAGGCUGCACGGUAUGCGGACAAACAAAAGCACAUAAUGCACGCUGACAGCGCAUUAAUAGUUCCGCCUGGGGGCUGUUUAAACAGGAGUUUGGCGGCGACCAGUCAGCCAGCGGCAGGUCACAUGUUGCAGCGUCAUUGUGUAGUAAAGUUACUGUAGUUGCAAAGAGGCUCCUCAUUUCAGCUCCAGAGGUCUCUCAUCCCGUGGUGCUGCUGCUGCGGCGUUUCAGCAUGCGACAACUUCAGUUUCAGACGAUCUCCAAAGGAGCCGUGCAGCCAUGGGAGUGCAUUACCUCAUCCAUGCAAUUUCCACCAUCAAUAAUUUAAUCUAUUUGCUUCAAAGCUGAAGAGAUAUCCUGAAGCUUGUCGGGAGAGCACAGAGAGGAGAAUCUCGCUUAAGUAAAUUACUCAGGGAGUUGUCCGAAACAUCCCAGAUGACACUGCUGUCCUGUUGAAUGGUCUGUUUUACGACUGGGCAGUAAAAGUUCCACCAGGUUAGAAGAGUGAUGACCAUCCUGUUCCUUACUAUGGUUAUUUCGUACUUCAGUUGCAUGAGAGCUGCGCCCCUGAGAGACGCCCCGGGCAUGCGGGGCCAUCGGACGGAAGGCUACUUGGGCGCCGCUGCGACGGCCACACGAGGCCACGGGACUCCACAGAGUGGUGGUGGGCCAGGCCAGCACGGGGAACUGCCCUCACUCACAGACACCUUUGAGCAGGUGAUAGAGGAGCUGCUGGAGGUGGAGGGAGAGGCGGCACAGCUGGGACAGGGGGCUGAUAAGAGCCAGGGAGGUGGGGGCCCAUCUUCUUUGGUCACCACAGAGACCAAGGAUGUCGAUCUGUACGACUCGCGGGUGAUGAUCAGCAACCAAGUGCCUUUGGAGCCACCGUUGCUCUUUCUUCUGGAGGAAUACAAAAACUAUCUGGAUGCCGCUAACAUGUCCAUGAGGGUGCGGCGACACUCCGAUCCCUCGCGGCGCGGAGAGCUCAGUGUGUGUGACAGUAUUAGCCAGUGGGUGACAGCUGUGGAUAAAAAGACGGCAAUAGACAUGUCUGGGCAGACAGUUACCGUCAUGGAAAAAGUCCCUGUCCCCAAUGGCCAGCUGAAGCAAUACUUUUAUGAGACCAGAUGCAACCCCAUGGGGUACACAAAGGAGGGCUGCAGAGGAAUAGACAAGCGGCAUUAUAAUUCCCAAUGCAGGACAACCCAGUCCUACGUGCGAGCGCUUACCAUGGAUAGCAAAAAGAAGAUUGGCUGGCGGUUUAUAAGGAUAGACACUUCAUGUGUAUGCACAUUGACCAUUAAAAGAGGGAGAUAGUGUAUAAAAUGUAUAGAUUUUAUUGAAGAGUUUAAAAAAGAGAAUAAAGAGAAAAUAUCUAUUUGUAUAUAUACAUAACAGGGUAAAUUAUUCCGUCAAAUGAAAAUUUUAUGGACUGCAUGUAAAAAAAGAUGAAGUUUAUACAGUAAAAGUGAUACUACAGUCUAUUUAUUGAACAUAUUCAUGACCUUGUAAACGAUUAAAAAAAAUCUGAUCAGUCAUUUGCGCCCAGUUUAAAUUACUAUAUCACAUCUCUCAAGACAUUGUGAUUUGUUUACGUUGCCAAGAAUUAGAAAAUGAAGGAGGAAAAAAAAGGCAAGGAAUGAGAGGGGACAGUUCCAUCUUCAAAAAGCUUGCAUGCUGCUUCAAUUGUGAAUUGAGAAAUUCUCCACUUACAAAAAAGGAUACGACGCUGACCAAAAAACAUUCCGUUUACAUAUUCAGCAGAAAACAAUUUUCCUCUCAAGUAAUUUAUCUGUUUACUGUUCUAAACUUCUCAAGGUAAUGUUGGACUUACAUACUAUGUCAAGGUGCU